Messenger RNA from Hippoglossus stenolepis (Pacific halibut), 1315 nucleotides. RefSeq names its product N-acylethanolamine-hydrolyzing acid amidase. The record is from RefSeq and is a predicted model, not a curated record. Gene Ontology annotation, cellular component: lysosome. NCBI's taxonomy places the organism in Eukaryota, Metazoa, Chordata, Actinopteri, Pleuronectiformes, Pleuronectidae. Gene Ontology annotation, molecular function: fatty acid amide hydrolase activity. The transcript has 11 exons. The coding region runs from base 62 to 1135 and encodes 357 amino acids. Gene Ontology annotation, biological process: fatty acid metabolic process.
CUUGUCUUCAGACCUCAGCAGACUCUCGUCAGUUCAGGCUGCGGGACUCGUUCGGGGAAUAAUGGUCCAGUGUGCGCUGCUGCUGCUGCUGGGACUCCUGCACGUGCUGGGGGUGCUGUGCCGGGCAGAGCUCGCUCCUCCCACCCUGAACAUCAGCCUGGAUGAAGAUCCAGAGGUGCGCUGGAAACCUCUGCUCACCGUGUUCGACAAAGACUUCCUCAACAAAGCUGGAGCUCAGGUCAUCGACUCUACCGUUCCAAAAUGGGUGCAUCAUGCGAUUGCCCCUGUGGUGUCGGCCUUGGAGAAGUACGUCCCUCAGCCUUACGCCGGGGAGAUCCGCGGCAUGGCCUCCCACUUCGGGGGAAAGAUCUCGGACGUCAUCCUUCUCAACUUUGCCUAUGAAAUAUCUGCAUUUUGCACCAGCAUCGUCGCUCAGGACAAAAGUGGGAACGUGUACCACGGCAGGAAUCUCGACUAUCCACACCCUAUUCUCAUGAAUCUGACCAUGAACGUAGAUUUCCUCAAGAAUGGAGAGGUGAUGUACCGUGGAACUUCUUUUGCGGGCUAUGUCGGACUGUGGACGGGACAGAGUCCUAACAAGUUUACUGUCUCCGGUGACGAGCGACGCUCUAAACGCUGGUAUAACUGGUGGAAGAAUAUUGUAUCCGCUUUCCUCUUGGGGCGGUCCCCAGUCAGCUGGUUGGUGAGGGAGACACUGGAGGGAGCAGAGGACUUCCAGGAUGCAGUGAUGCAUCUUUCUAAAAUCCCCAUCAUCACUGGGGUGUACUACAUCGUGGGUGGAGUACGACCCGGGGAAGGGGUCGUCAUCACCAGAGAUCGGACGGGCCCCGCUGAUAUCUGGCCCCUGGAUCCCCUAAACGGGAGAUGGUACAGAGUGGAGACAAACUAUGACCACUGGCUUCCUCCCCCAGCCACGGACCAUCGAAGAGAAGUCGCCAACAAAGCACUGAACGCCACUGGCCAGGAACAAAUAAACCUGGAGACACUUUAUCAGGUUUUGUCGCUGCCUCCAGUGUGUAAUGGAAUUACCAUCUACACAACAACAAUGAGUGCAGCACAUCCUGACGAGUACAGGUCACUCAUCAGGCAACAGAGCUGUCGUGAGAUUGACUGAACUUCCUGCAAUCAACAACGCAAUUAUUUUUCUCGUGUAUCCGAACUACACAACAUUUUAAUAUGCACAUUCACGAUAUAUAUAUGUAUAUAUAUAUAUAUAUAUAGGUGAGAUUAGAAGGGAAUUUGACAUGUGUGUAUGUGAUUUAUAUGUCAAGCUUAAUAAAGUUUUGAAUACUGA